Molecule: messenger RNA, 3062 nt
Organism: Gymnodraco acuticeps
Lineage: Eukaryota; Metazoa; Chordata; Actinopteri; Perciformes; Bathydraconidae
Gene: snx8a
Product: sorting nexin 8a
Exons: 14
Coding region: 223-1773 (516 amino acids)
Biological process (GO): retrograde transport, endosome to Golgi
Molecular function (GO): phosphatidylinositol binding
Source: RefSeq, a predicted model, not a curated record
AGUGAAACAUCAAAUGUGUUAGUAAGACAAUAUUUCCAGGAAUAUUAGGUGACACAUAGACUGCAUUAAGAGAGCUACUGAUUUGAGCUGCUUUGAUAUGAAAACAGCCUCCAGCGCGUCUUCACUCCUUUAAAACCCUAAUGUUUAGAUUACUGCAGAACAUGAUGUGCCCAUUAGCUGCCUGAAAUCACAUGGAGGUGCUGUCACAUGACAGUCUGAACCAUGGCAGGAGAGAUCAAUGAAGGAUCAGUUCCUGCCUAUUACAGGGAAGUAUAUGAGGCCAUCCGCUGUAGGACAGAUGAGAGAGUGCAGGUUGAAGUUUUUCAACGGUUGCUCCAAAGGACCGAUAUCUCCAAGCCGGUGUUAGGCCAGAUUGCUGAGCAAGUUGACUCCACAGAUGGAUUCUUGAGCAAGUUGUCUCUCUAUAAAUUGCUCGCGUUGAUUGCUCUUGCUCAACAAGGGAAGCAACCAAGCCCCAAACUUUUGGAGAACUGCAUUCAAGAGUUACCCAAACCUCAGCUCGGGGAGCCGCGGGAGCUGAACGCUUUGAGGAUGCAGCCGGCUCAGGAGGACGUUCUGACGAUGUCCCAGACGCUGGACAAACUGCUGGGCAGAGACACAGUCCAGCUGGAGCUCAUACCGGAGAAGAAGGGCUUGUUCCUCAAACAUGUGGAGUACCAGGUCACCAGUCAGCGUUUUAAGAUUUCAGUAUACCGGCGCUAUAGUGAUUUUGAUGUCUUCCAUGAGGUUUUGCUUCAGAGAUUUGCCUACAGAGUGGUGCCGGCACUGCCACCUAAAAGGAUGUUAAAGGGAGUCCUGACCUCUGUCUCUGAGCGGGAGUUCAUUGAAUGCAGGAGACGUGCUCUUGGAAGAUUCAUUAACCUGGUGGCUCGGCAUCCCUUCUUCUCAGUGGACGAGCUUGUCAAGACCUUCCUCACCUUCAGUGGCUCUGAUGUUCAGAGUAAGCUGCGUGACGCUUACAAAAAAACUGGUGAUGAGUUCAUGACUAACAGAAUUGCAACCUUGGCCAAGGAAUAUCUCCCCGCUGAUAUUCAGGCCCAGUUCUCAACAAGCCGAGAGCUGAUUCGAAAUAUUCACAACAGCUUCCAGAAGCUGCGGGACAGAGCUGAGAAAAUGGCCGAGCGCUCUAAGGAGAAUGCAACUGAUCUUCUCAUGUUUGGCAGAGAGCUCAGUACGCUGGGCUCCGAUGGCUCGUCUCUUCCCUCCUUGGCCUCUUCACGAAGCACCUGGGGGACUCUGCGUCAGUCUCUGAAGAGUCUGUCGGUGGAGUUUGCUGUGCUAUCUGACAAAGCUGCUCAGCAGGGCAGACGGGAAGAGGAUGAUGUUGUGGAGAAACUAAAUAUUUUCUUGGAUUUGCUGCAAUCGUACAGAGAUCUCUGUGAGCGACAUGAGAAAGGCGUGCUCCACGAGCACCAGAGAGCUCUGCACAAGUACGGUAUGAUGAAGAGGCAGAUGAUGAGCGCCUCGGUGCAGCCCAAAGAGCAGGCGUCUGUGGAGCAGCUGGAGUCACGGAUCGUUCAGCAAGAAAACGCCAUCCAGACCAUGGAGCUGCGUAACUACUUCUCCCUGUUCUGCCUUCAUCAAGAGACGCAGCUUAUCUUCAUCUACCUUCCCAUCACUUCUCACAUUCUGGGGGCUUUCGUUAACUCCCAGGUCCAAGGACACAGAGAGAUGGGAGCGGUGUGGAAUGAACUCCAGCCAAAGCUCGGCUGUCUCUUUGGGGGUAAUAACGAAUCGAAGCCUCCCAUCUGAAACCUGAACGCACGAGAGAAACUCUGCCGCUGAAGAGGAUCCCAAACUGGAAAAUAACUCGCUCUGUGUGCUCAAGAAAGUCUCUUAUAACUCAAUAUACAUUCCAUUUAAUACGAGUAUUUCAUUAUGUAAAUGAGUUCUCAACUUCUCAGCUUAUUUUGGGAUUUGAUCAUCCACCAUGUAACUGGAAAAUACAGUGGGCUCAUACAUCUGUAAUUUUAUGCUUUGCUUGAUGAGGAAAUAAUGUAGGAAGGAAAAUCCUCUAAAAGGGAUUUUACAAGGGACCAGUCAGCAUUUAGGAAGUGAGGGAUGCCAUUAUAUUCAUGCUUAACUCGUUUCCUUAAGCACCUGUUUAUACCUUAACCUUUGAAGAAGUUAUAUACACUAAAGAAGAGAACAUGAGAGGGACAUAAAAGUUUGACUUUAUUAAAGAAUGGGAUUAUUGUAGAUCUCCAGUCAUGAAGGCUUUACAUACUAAAAAACAUCAGACCAAUGUAUUUUUUUGAGCAGCCUACUUUAUAUUUGUUAUGGACAAGUGUGCUGUUUCUCUUACUUUACAAGUGUUUACUUUUAUGUGGAGCAACAUAUUUUCUAUCUCUCCCUGUUUAAUUUCAUAAGCUAUUUUGAACAACCUACACUCAAAAUGUAUAAUACUACAAAGGGCAGAGACUUAAAGUUUAUUGAUUAAAAAAUAGAAGUUUAAGCACUAGUGGCCUAAUGUCAAUAAUAACGCUAUAAGCUAUUGAUUUACUACCAAAGAGAAAUGAUAUAAAUUCCAGUUGCGAUGCAAUAGAAACUGUAACAAUUCGUAUUCGAACAUUAAAUAAUUGCCACUGGAAUUUUUUUGAUCAAACUACUUGGCUAUGGAGGAUAUUUUUUCACAAUUCUAUUAUAAAUCCUAAUUUAAAAGUGUGUUACUAUGUGUAUAAGGGCAAACAGUCAUAUUAGGCUCUCUACUUUUCAGAUAUUUGUCAUGAAACCCGUAAUGCACAUUAAUAUCUGUACACAACAUUAUGUAUUAUUCUAAUGGGGCAAAUCGAAGGGACACUUAUAUGGGCUCACGUUACCUCACAGAAACUUUUAUUUUAUGAUUAACUAUAAAACAGUAUGAAACACAUUUGUUUUGUCAGGAAAGAAGAAUCAGGUUUACUAACUUGCACAGAAUAUGAAAUCCAAUCGAAUUAUACCUGUAGAUAUUGUAAAUACUUUAUGAAACAAAGCCUUGCUAAAUUGUGUUGAAUCACUUAUACUGAAAAUAAAAUAACAGAAUGAAUAUUUCUGUCAAUAUA